Cariama cristata (Red-legged seriema) is the source of this 3025-nucleotide messenger RNA. RefSeq names its product UDP-glucose glycoprotein glucosyltransferase 1 (gene UGGT1). Gene Ontology annotation, molecular function: UDP-glucose:glycoprotein glucosyltransferase activity. NCBI's taxonomy places the organism in Eukaryota, Metazoa, Chordata, Aves, Cariamiformes, Cariamidae. Gene Ontology annotation, cellular component: endoplasmic reticulum. The annotation marks the transcript as partial. The record is from RefSeq and is a predicted model, not a curated record. The transcript has 22 exons.
UCAGAUAACUUUUAUGUGGAUGACUUUGCUCGAUUUACCACGUUGGAUUCUAAAGAUAAGACAGCUGCUGUUGCAAACAGCAUGACCUACUUAACAAAGAAAGGAAUGUCUUCCAAGGAGAUUUAUGAUGAUUCCUUUGUUAGACCAGUUACUUUCUGGAUUGUUGGUGAUUUUGAUAAACCUUCAGGGAGGCAAUUGUUGUAUGAUGCAAUUAAACAUCAGAAAUCCAGCAAUAACAUUAGAAUUAGCAUGAUUAAUAAUCCUAGUGAAGAUCCAAACAGCCAGAAUACACUUGUCGCUAAAGCCAUAUGGGCAGCCCUACAGACACAAACGUCAAAUAACGCCAAGAACUUCAUCACCAAAAUGGCAAAAGAAGAAAUUGCAAAGGCAGUAGAGGCAGGAGCCGACAUUUUGGAAUUUGCUGUUGGGGGUAUGGAUAUCAAUAUCUUCAAAGAAGCCUUUGAAUCUCCCAAGGUGGAUUUUAUUCUGUCCCAUGCUAUAUAUUGCAGAGACGUUCUAAAGCUGAAGAAGGGGCAGAGGGCUGUGAUCAGCAAUGGAAGGAUUAUUGGCCCAUUAGAGGAUGGUGAGAUGUUCAAUCAGGAUGAUUUUCAUCUCCUUGAGAAUAUCAUACUAAAGACAUCAGGACAGAAAAUCAAAUCUCAGAUUCAGCAGCUGGGAUUCGAAGAAGAUCUUGCAAGUGACUUGGUAAUGAAAGUGGAUGCUCUCCUUUCUGCUCAACCAAAAGGAGAGGCAAGGAUUGAAUAUCAUUUUUUCGAAGAACGAUACAGUGCAGUUAAACUGAGACCAAAAGAGGGGGAGACAUACUUUGAUGUUGUGGCUAUUGUCGAUCCUGUGACUAGAGAUGCUCAAAGACUUGCUCCGUUACUUUUGGUUUUGAACCAAUUGAUAAAUAUGAACCUAAGAGUGUUUAUGAACUGCCAGUCCAAGCUUUCUGACAUGCCACUGAAAAGUUUUUAUCGUUAUGUUUUGGAGCCGGAGAUUUCUUUCACAGCAGAUAACAACUUUGCUCCAGCACCAAUUGCUAAGUUUUUGGAUAUGCCCCAGUCUCCACUGUUCACUUUGAACCUAAAUACUCCUGAGAGCUGGAUGGUGGAAUCUGUCAGAACCCCCUAUGACCUUGAUAAUAUUUACUUAGAGGAGGUGGAUAAUGUUGUAGCUGCAGAAUAUGAACUGGAGUAUCUGCUUCUGGAAGGACACUGCUAUGAUAUUACUACGGGACAGCCACCUCGGGGACUCCAGUUUACACUGGGAACUUCAACCAGUCCCAUCAUUGUUGAUACCAUUGUUAUGGCCAACUUGGGUUACUUCCAGUUAAAAGCCAAUCCUGGUGCAUGGACUCUGAGACUGAGAAAGGGCAGAUCUGAGGAUAUCUACAGAAUCUACAGCCAUGAUGGCACAGACUCUCCACCUGAAGCUAGCGAAGUUAUUGUUGUUCUCAACAACUUCAAGAGCAAAAUUAUUAAAGUGAAGGUUCAGAAAAAAAUAGAUAUGAUGAAUGAAGAUCUACUAAGUGAUGGCACCAGUGAGAAUGAAUCUGGAUUUUGGGAAUCUCUCAAAUGGGGAUUCACAGGAGGACAAAAGAAUGAAGAUGCAAAACAGGAUAAAGACGAUGUACUAAACAUAUUCUCUGUGGCUUCAGGACACCUAUAUGAAAGAUUCCUACGCAUAAUGAUGUUGUCUGUGCUGAAACAUACUAAGACUCCUUUAAAGUUUUGGUUUCUGAAGAACUACUUAUCACCUACAUUCAAGGAGUUCAUCCCGUACAUGGCAGAGAAGUAUAAUUUCCAGUAUGAGCUUGUCCAGUAUAAAUGGCCACGCUGGCUUCAUCAACAAACAGAGAAACAGCGUAUCAUCUGGGGUUACAAGAUCCUCUUUCUAGAUGUGCUCUUCCCAUUAGCUGUUGACAAAAUCCUGUUUGUGGAUGCUGAUCAGAUUGUGCGUACAGAUCUAAAGGAAUUAAGAGAUUUCAAUCUAGAUGGUGCUCCUUAUGGAUAUACUCCAUUCUGUGACAGCCGAAGAGAAAUGGAUGGCUACAGGUUCUGGAAAUCGGGAUACUGGGCAAGCCAUUUAGCUGGAAGAAAAUAUCACAUCAGUGCUCUGUAUGUUGUGGAUCUGAAGAAGUUCAGAAAGAUAGCAGCUGGAGAUCGACUCAGAGGACAAUAUCAGGGUCUUAGUCAGGAUCCUAACAGUCUGUCCAACCUUGAUCAGGAUUUGCCAAACAAUAUGAUCCACCAGGUGCCAAUUAAAUCACUCCCACAGGAGUGGCUGGGGGGUGAAACAUGGUGUGAUGACUCCUCAAAGAGGAGAGCAAAAACCAUUGAUCUGUGUAAUAACCCAAUGACCAAAGAGCCCAAGUUGCAAGCAGCGAUGCGUAUAGUUCCAGAAUGGCAGGACUAUGAUCAAGAAAUCAAACUGCUCCAAGGUCUUUUCCAGAAAGAAAAGGAAACGGGAACACCAGCUAAGAUGCCAGGACACCACACACACGAUCCAGCAGCACAUGUGGAAUUAUGAUCCAUGGAGAAAAACUCAAGUUAGACUGUUUCAUAGACAAUUUUUAUAUUGAAAGCUAGUUUUUUCCAGUAUGUCUGCAAAACUGCUGAAUAAUUGAAUGGGAUGAUGUAUGCAUUUUUAUUACUUGCCUUUGGGUUAAUUUCUGCAUAUGAAAUAGGAUCUGGAUUGCUGGAAUUAGCAUUACUGUGUUUUUGCACCUGUGGUGGAGAUGAAAGAGCCCAUGAUGGAAUUUAGCAUUUCAGAAACAAAACUUCAAAAUCCACUGGAAAAGCCACAGCCUGUUCCUUCAGCUGUUGCUACCUCCACCACUGAUGAAGAUCCUGUUAGCCUCAGAUCUAACUUGAGAGCCUGGAAAUCGCAGACCCAGUGAGCUGUGGGCUAGAACAAAAGUCCUAACCUCAUCCAAUGGAGAUAAUGUUUCCAGGUAACAUUAAAAGGCUCAGACUCAUCCCUUGAAUUUGGGAUACUGUUUCAUCUGCAGGUUUUCAAACGG